AUGAGAGAUUAUAAACUGGUUGUACUAGGUGCAGGGGGUGUAGGUAAGUCAUGCUUAACUGUACAAUUUGUGCAAGGUAUCUACUUAGAUUCUUAUGAUCCAACAAUUGAAGAUUCAUAUAGGAAAACAAUAGAAAUUGAUAAUAAAGUUUUUGAUCUGGAAAUAUUGGAUACUGCCGGUAUCGCACAAUUUACUGCAAUGAGAGAAUUAUAUAUAAAAUCUGGUAUGGGAUUUCUUCUGGUGUAUUCAGUUACUGAUAAACAGUCUUUGAAUGAAUUAAUGGCAUUAAGAGAACAAGUUCUUAGAAUUAAAGAUACAGAUCGUGUUCCAAUGGUACUUGUUGGCAAUAAAGCUGAUUUAAUCGAUGAAAGGGUAAUUAGUGUAGAAGAUGGUAUAGCAGUUAGCAGUAAAUGGGGCAAGGUUCCCUUUUAUGAAACAAGUGCAUUAUUAAAAUCAAAUGUUGAUGAGGUAUUUAUUGAUGUUGUGAGACAGAUCAUAAGAAAUGAAAUGGAAAAUGUUGCAAGAUCAGAAAUGAGAAAUCCAAGUCGUUCACAGUUCAAAGACAAUAAGAGUAAUGGUGAUGGUACCAUACAAUCUCUUUCUAAAAAGGAAAUGUUAGGUAAUUCUUCUAAAAAAAAUACUAGAAUGGGAUCAUACCAAGGCCAGUCUGAAUUAUAUGAGACAAAAAAUACAUCUAGGUUACAAACGUCUAAUUUAACAAAGAAUGCAGAAAAAGGAACUGCACAAUCAAAAACAAAUUCUUCCAUUGAAGUUAAGAAUAAAACUGAUAAAUCCCCCAAAACAGUUAGUUCUUUAAAUAGAAAGAAAUCCAAAAAGAAAUCCUCAUUAUGUAUGAUAUUAUAA
Molecule: messenger RNA, 864 nt
Organism: Arxiozyma heterogenica
Lineage: Eukaryota; Fungi; Ascomycota; Saccharomycetes; Saccharomycetales; Saccharomycetaceae
Gene: RSR1
Product: Ras family GTPase RSR1
Exons: 1
Coding region: 1-864 (287 amino acids)
Biological process (GO): signal transduction
Cellular component (GO): plasma membrane
Molecular function (GO): GTP binding; GDP binding; GTPase activity
Source: RefSeq, a predicted model, not a curated record